Coregonus sp. 'balchen' is the source of this 4219-nucleotide messenger RNA. Lineage: Eukaryota; Metazoa; Chordata; Actinopteri; Salmoniformes; Salmonidae. The record is from the annotation of a GenBank genome assembly.
AUGGGGAGGCUAGUACAGAGGUAACAUCUAAAUAUUAUGAUCAAUAAAUUAUAUGAAUUUCUUCUGACAAAGAUACUGUACAGAUCUGUGUUGCUGUUUGCCCACUCUGUUGAAUACUUACUUUAGGAACUUGGUUGUAUGACGUUCUCCAUCCCUGCUCAUUCUCCUAUCUUGGUUUGGCUGGUCUUGUCCUCCAGACCUCCUGUUAUGCCCCUGGGGCUCUGGCCAGUUUCAAGGCAUCAGGCCUGUCCUCCAGUAGCUAUGAGCAGAGCCAGUACAUCAACGGUGCUGAACAGAUUGAUCCUGCCCCACAACCCACCUGGAGCACAGCAGACACAGGUAAGCCUUGAGUUACCUGUCAUCUCCACCCAGAUACUGUAGGUCUGUCUCUUAGAAACAGGGGCCACAUAAUGUUAUACACUUACUUAGCUGUAGGGUUGUAUACCACUAAAAACAAAAUAGCACAAUGAGGCUAACUGGUCAUCCUCAAGUCUAAUGAACACUCAUGACAGCACUAUGAAUAUCCCCCAUGAAGGUGAUAAUAUGAAUUAUGAUAAUACUGCAUGUUCUCUCCUUAGAGCAUGCAGCAGUUCCCGAGGCAACUGCCCCUCUGACAUACUCUUUACCUCAUGCUCUAGUCAGCUUUGGUCCAGCAGGACAGUUGAUCCGGGUCAGUCCAGGUCUGGCCAUGCAGGGAGCAGGAAAGAAUCAGUAUGGAGUAGGAUAUAUCUAUGGGGCAGAAUUGUUGUGGUGAAUUAGCAGGUUAUAGGAAGAAGUCGCAAUCAUUAUAGUGAAUACAGUAGGCAUCAAGGACGGGCUAAUUCAUUGGCCGAUUAGUUUGGUUUGGAGGAACUAUUGAGCUGUUCUAAUCAAUAUUGAGCCGCGUGUUAGAAGUUGCUGUUGUUGUGUUACUGAGAGGCUGUCUGUCUGUUCUGUCUGUAGAUAAUUCUGGGGGAAACACAGGAGCUGCGGGACAUUUUUUCCUGGCCCGCUGGCAAGGUAUUUUACACUCUCAAACCCAAUAUCCACACUUGCAUACUACUUUGUAUGUGAUGAUGUAUUGGCCAUGUAUGCAAAGUAGAAAACAAUGACCAAAUAACUACUCGCAACAAUUUUUUGGUUGUUUCCCCACAACUCACAAAACUGUUCUAGAGACACUAAAAACAGGCACCUAAACUGCAUGGAAAAAAUGACGGUUUACUGUCAUAAUUGUGUCAGUAGCUAGGUUUCUAUCCAAUUGGCGACAGGUUUUCAUGCAAAUAUUCUAAAAUCCGCAUAAAGAAAAUAUUAGCAUUUUCCCACCAGUGGUGUCUUUCCACUGACUUGUUGCGGUUAUUUAAGUCAGUGCGUGAUGACGUAUUGUACAGAAAAUGUACUUUUUCGCUUACGUUUUCAUGUACCGAAUAAACAUCUAAAGUUCAAAGUGUUACGAUCGCAUUUUCAACUCUACCAAUAGUUUAAUCACAAAAACUGUUGUGUUAAAUAGCAAAUGUGCCUACUCUGGUCUUUGCACGUGUGAUCUAGACAACAGCUCGCAGAUACAGUGCGCGUAGGCUAGUCUACAUGACAUUAUUAUGGAUAAGAGCAAGAUUAUUUUUCAAACGGCAGUCAAAUAUCAAUCAUCAUGUCACCAGAAUAAGAUCCUUGUUGGUGAAACCAUAAUAAGGAGAGGAAGUACAAAACCAACGACGCUAGACAGAGAGGAAUAUGCUUAAGCAAAAGGCAGUUUAUUAAACACAGAGAUAGCUGGUACUGCUCAAGCUACAUGCAUGGGCCCAAUGCAUGGACCCAAUCAAUUGCCUCUUAUGGAGACAGUUGAGAAGGAUGGAUAAAACAGAGUUACAGCAUUAUUUUAUACAAUGUAACAUAUAGGAAGGGGUCCUUCUUCUAGUCCCUUGAUUGGUUCCCGAGGCGUAGGAGGCGGGUCUGCUCUGUCCAGAGUAGAAGCCCCAUUUGUGCACGGCAGAGUCCUCUGCCCUUGGCACCCGACCAGUAGAAAGAAGUGGAGUUUGUGUGUGUGCGUCCACAGAGCAAAGAACUCGUGAGGCAUGAGAAUGAGUGUGCGUCCAUAUUGAGAUGUGUGUGUGAGUGUGUGUAUGUCUCAAGGGAAACUCGUGGGGAGCAAUCAGUGAUUGUGGCCUGUGGCGUGGGUGUUGUCCUUGACAAGAUAUGGUCCUCUGUCCAUUGUUCUUGCAUAGGAACAGCAUUGAUUGAAAACAAGCUCCUAACACAAAAUGGGUCUUGCACAGCUUUUUAGUCAGACCAAGCUAUAACAUUUUAUAUUUACUACGACACCCUCGAUAUCUAUUGGAAAAGAGAUCACUGUGUACUUUCACCACCAUUUAUUUAAUCUGUAGCCUAAUAAACUGUAUGGUUUCCCGAGUCAUAGUGGGAGGACCACACACAAUAUCCUUACGUGACUCCCAAGUUUACUUCAAUAUGAUGGUUAUUAUAUUAAUAUUCCACCACCAUUUCUCGUAUAAUUAAUAUUACAGACACAAAACGAUCUCACCAUGUCGACUCAAAAAUGAUCUGUCGGCAUUUAUAAAAUUGUACCUAAACUACCUGUUUCCAUCACAGCUGUCGUGAUUUUUUUUAUACGGUAUGACUUUCCUCACAUAAAAACUGUGGAUGGAAGCGUGGUUUAUGAAUCUUAUGUGUGUAUUACUUUUUGAGUUUUUUUCUCCUCCUUUAAAGGGAAGACCUGCACAAAGUAGAUGUCAUGUCUUUUGCCCACCAGAGGGCAGAAGCCUGCAUGAAAGAUGAAAAGCUUCAAGACAAGGGCUCUAGUCUGCCGGCCUCCUUUGGAAUGUACUGGUACUGCUGUGCAGACAAAAUGGAGUAGGUGUACAUCUCUUCACACUCUUAUAUUAAGUGAAACCCCUUUGUCUUAGCACUCUUAAAAUAUCACAAAUUUGCCAAGAUGGUCCAAAACUACACGCAACAAUCAUCUAUUGCUAUCCCAGUCUUUCCUUUUUAAUGGAUUCUGUGGCAUUUGGAUAAUCAGCAUUAUAUGUGAAGGGCUGUGCCCACCCACCCACAUACACAUUUUUUUAUUUAACCUUUAUUUAACCAUACUCAUUCAAACAUUAUCCUAUUGUUUUAUCUCCCUGAAUUCAUUCAGCGUAACUUUGGUUCAGACAUAGCAGAGCUACUGAUGAGGAACUCUCAGGGCCAUGGUGGUUCAGGGGGCAGUGAAGGAUCAGAGGCCCCUACCCUAAUAGGUAGAGGACACCACACCACACAUACUGUUUUGUAUCUAUUGGACAUGUUACGCUGAGGAAAAAGCAAAUGAUGAAAAGGUUUCAAUUUUUAUAUUACCCUCAUAGAUCUGAUUGAGGGCCCCAGUCCUGAGACAGACCCCAUGGAUGGCGCAGACUUGCUAACAGGGACAGCCGCUAGUGUCUGUAUGGCUGAGUCCACAGAGAAGGACAUGCAGGGAUACACCAAGCUUCUCCUGGCUGGACGGAAGAAGGUGAGGAUAAUCUCUCUGUCUCUGUCUCAGUGUCUCUCUCUCUUACGGUCUCGGUCCCUGUCUCAGUCUGUCUCAGUGUCUGUCUGUGUCUCUGUCUCUCUUUUUCGGUCUCGCUCCUCACUGUUCCCCUCUCUAUUUAUAAUAUAAUAUCAUAAAUAUUUUGUAAGAUUAAUGGUAAAGUCAUCUUCUAUUUAUUCUGAGAGUAAUAGAUAGUGUAUGACUAUGAUUAACACCAUGGAGACAGCCUAGUUGACACAUUACUGUCUGACUAAUGUAACACCAGGGCUAUCCUCUUACUCCUCCAACACUGACUCCUGACACUGUGUUCUUCUACAACCCUUCCACGUCACCUCCAUGUUCUUUCACACCUCCUUCACCCCUGCCCCAUGCCUCCCUCAUAACUCCCCCACGCCUCAUGUCUCCUCCAGAUGUCUCAUGUCUCCUCCAGAUACUUUAGGCUUACAGAAUCCCAUCUGCUAGCUCCCCCACAUCUCCCUUACACCUCCCCCAUGCCUCUCCACGCCUCCCCCACGGUUCCUUCACCCCUCACCACACCUUCCCCAAACAUUUGCAUGGUUCCUUCACGCCACGCCAUGCCUCCCACCAUGGUUCCUCCACAUCUCUUUUAUGGUUCUUUCACAGGAGGCCCUAGAGUUGGCCAUGAAGAGUGGACUGUGGGGCCACGCCCUGUUCCUGGCCAGCAAGAUGGAAAACAGGUCCUAUACCACUGUGUUGAACAGGUGA